Molecule: messenger RNA, 621 nt
Organism: Anarrhichthys ocellatus (wolf-eel)
Lineage: Eukaryota; Metazoa; Chordata; Actinopteri; Perciformes; Anarhichadidae
Product: cocaine- and amphetamine-regulated transcript protein-like
Exons: 3
Coding region: 102-422 (106 amino acids)
Biological process (GO): G protein-coupled receptor signaling pathway; adult feeding behavior; positive regulation of MAPK cascade
Molecular function (GO): neuropeptide hormone activity
Source: RefSeq, a predicted model, not a curated record
UUACAGAAGACGUCCAAACCUUCACAGAGCAACCGCAGACUUCCCACUCCACUUUUCUCCACUCGCCAAAAAGAGACUGCUUCAAUUUUUGUGUCAGCACCAUGGUCGGCGCUCGGGCUCUCCUCACGGUCACCUGCUGCUGCGCCUACCUGUGGCUCGCUCAUGCAGAAGACUCCUCCAUGGAGACGCGCUCGUUGGAUUUCCCUCUGAAAACCCAACAGGAGAAAGACCUGAUUGACGCGUUGCAAGAAGUUUUGGAGAAGCUGAGGAGCAAAGAUAUGCCCUUAGAGAAAAAGCAUGGUUGGCUGCCUUCGUGUGACGCCGGGGAGCCGUGCGCCGUGCGUAAAGGCGCGCGCAUUGGCACGCUGUGCAGCUGUCCCCGGGGUACUACCUGUAACUUUUAUGUUCUCAAAUGUUUGUGAAGGAAAAUAAUGGGAAAAAUUAAUGACAUAUGUGAUUAUAAAUGAUGUUUUUAUUUGACAAAUUUAGACUACAAAAUGUUACGUUAUGUUUUGAAUAGAUCUAACGUGUUCUUCCACCGUGGAAGUUAUUUGUGUGGGAUUGUGGCAUCUUGUGAAAUACUUUGUAUGUUUUUGUCAUAAAUUAUUUUCACCCCUGUAA